GCAGCCUGAGAGGAGGAGGGAGGGGAGCGGUGAACGCAGAACGAGGUGAUGACAGAGUGAGUGAGAAAGAGACGGAGAGAGAGAGACAAAUCGGAGCAAGAAGGGAGAUCAUUGAGCGUUUUUUCCGUCUUUUCCCCCUCGCUCUUGUUGUAGCAUCCAGAGAGACAGUGGCAUCUGGAAACGGAGGGCAGAAAGCAUAAAAAGAGAAGAGCAGAAAGCAUUGAGUGGGUGGGGCUGGAGGAAGGAGGGCCAGCAGCCAAUCAGCUGCCGCUGUGGUCAUGGAGCAGCCGUCCAAUAGCGUGCAGUGGGUAGCCUGUCCUGCAGGGCAGGCAGCUCGGAUCUCUUAUUAAUGAAUGGAGCGGCUUGGAGGCAGCAGGGUGCUGUUGUCAUCACUCCCGGAGAGGAAGAGAAACAACAAGGAGAGCAGCCUUUUCUGCAAGAGGAUCCUGCAGCCAGACAUGAAGGGCCGCUGCCAUGACACCGAGGACAUGGACCCUGAGCCGGAGCCCGAGACCGAGCCCAAACCCGUCCCUGCGGCCUCCUCCUCAUCCUCCUGCGCCGCCUCCGCUUCCACGCGUCGCUCCAUCUCCAUGGGGGACUUCCGGCGGGUGGGCCCCCAGGCCAGGUCGGAUCCCCCAUCGGCCGCCACCACUGCCCCCUCCUCCAAGCUGGUGACGCCCAGCUCCAGCAUGGAGUUUGAGGCGGCGCGGCGGCGGCUGCUGGAGGUGGAGGAGAGGCAGCGGGUCAUCCGCGAGAUGGAGAGCCGGCUGGAGGAGCUGCGGCAGGUCUUCGUGCGCUCUGAGCAGGAGGUGGUGGAGCACGGCGAGCUGGUGGCCCGCAUCGCUACUGCCGCCCAGCAGGGAGAGCUCUAUGCCGCCGAGAACGGCCAGCGCCUCAAGAAGGGCCUGCGUUUCAAGAAGCACCGGCCCACCAUCGUCUUCUCGUCCAUGCUGGGACUCCGGACGUGCCUGCCCUGGCCCAUGAAGCUCAAGUAGGGCUGACCCCCCCCCCAGCGAGGAGCAAAGGUGCCUCAUUGGGACUGCCUCUGAAACAGGAGCAGCUCCUCUCUCCAUCUUGCUCUCUCUCUCUAAAGGACCUGCUCUAUGUGCCUGCUCAGCCAAAAGGUGACCAACGCAAACAUUCUACCUUUUUUAAAAAACAAAACAAAAAAAUCAUGCAUUAAUUUGACUGGCGGUAAAUGACUUCCAGUGUGAGUUGUCAGAAUACUCAUGGAAAACGUACUUCUGCUGUAGACUUUUUUGUGUUUUGUUUUUUUUCCUUAUUCUCGAUUGUCACAGCCCUGCCCUUGUUGUCUGGGCUGCCGGUGGGAGGGGAGAUGUUACUGGUCUCCCAGGAGAUCGUGACUCAGGUGUCUGCACUGGGACUGGCUGAUGAGGUAACAAGGUAACAGUCUCUACUUUUUCGCUCUUGCAAGUUAUGUAAAAAAAAAUGGGGAGUGUUACAUAACAGUGGAGGCGUACAGCUCCGAUGAGGAUGGGGUCCGGGACACCCCACUUUUCCAAAAAAAAAAAAGUCAGAGAGGAAGCUAAGGAAGGAAGGGUUUCUCUGCACUGUUACAUAAAGGCAGGAAGAAUGAAAGCAAGAGAGAAAGACAGAGAGACAGAG
This is a messenger RNA of Megalops cyprinoides (Indo-Pacific tarpon), 1626 nucleotides long. Its product is annotated as TMF-regulated nuclear protein 1-like. Gene Ontology annotation, cellular component: nucleus. Gene Ontology annotation, biological process: regulation of cell population proliferation. The record is from RefSeq and is a predicted model, not a curated record. Gene Ontology annotation, molecular function: DNA binding. Lineage: Eukaryota; Metazoa; Chordata; Actinopteri; Elopiformes; Megalopidae. The coding region runs from base 354 to 995 and encodes 213 amino acids. The transcript has a single exon.